Messenger RNA from Spirometra erinaceieuropaei, 1884 nucleotides. The record is from the annotation of a GenBank genome assembly. NCBI's taxonomy places the organism in Eukaryota, Metazoa, Platyhelminthes, Cestoda, Diphyllobothriidea, Diphyllobothriidae.
AUGAUCUUCGCCGCCCGCCAACUUCAGGAGAAGUGUCAGGAGAUGCGGACCCACCUGUACUCCCCCUUCGUGGACAUGACGAAAGCCUUCGACACGGUGAAUCGUAAAGGACUGUGGAAGAUCAUGCAGAAAUUCGGAUGUCCUGAGCGAUUCACUCAGAUGGUGCGUCAGCUGCACGACGCUAUGAUGGCGCGAGUCACGGACAACGGAGCGGUCUCGGAGGCAUUCACAGUGACCAACAGAGUGAAGCAGGGAUGCGUGCUGGCGCCUACCCUCUUCAGUCUUAUGUUUUCUGCCAUGCUGAUGGACGCCUACCGUGAUGAACGCCCCGGGAUCCGCAUCGCCUACAGGAAGGACGGUCACCUGCUGAAUCAACGGCGGAUGCAAUUCCAAUCGCGCGUAUCCACAACCAUCGUUCACGAACUUCUCUUCGCCGACGACUGCGCCCUGAACACCACCUCGGAAGAGGAGAUGCAACGCAGCAUGGACCUCUUCUCUGCCGCCUGCGAGAACUUCGGUCUGGUUAUCAACACGCAGAAGACAGUGGUCAUGCAUCAACCGCCACCCAACUCAGCCACAGCCCCCGACGCGCCGCCGCAAAUCAGCGUGAAUGGGACCCAACUUCAAGUGGUGGAAAACUUCCCGUAUCUGGGCAGCACCCUCUCCCUUAACGCCAAAAUCGAUGACGAAGUCGCUCGCAGGAUCUCGAAAGCCAGUCAAGCCUUCGGACGCCUCCAAAGCACAGUUUGGAAUUGCCACAGUCUCCAACUGAGCACGAAGCUGAACAUGUACAAGGCCGUCAUCCUGCCGACGCUGCUGUACGGAGCGGAGACUUGGACAGUAUACACAAAGCAGGCACGUCGACUGAACCACUUUCACCUCAGCUGUCUCCGUCGCAUCCUGAGUCUGAACUGGCAGAAUCGAAUCCCCGACACUGAUGCGCUGGAACGGACGGGAAUCCUCAGCAUCUGCACCAUGCUGAGACAAAUGCAACAGCGUUGGAGCGGCCAAGAGGUGCGUAUGAACGACGAGCGACUACCAAAACGACUCUUCUACGGAGACGUCGCCACGGGUUCUCGUCGUCAAGGAGGCCAAAUUCGUCGAUACGAGGAUACUCUGAAGUCCUCCCUGAAGCAUCUGCAAAUUAGCCCGACCAACCGGGAAGAGCUCGCCCUCGACCGACCGACCUGGAGGAGGAAAGUGAAGACAGGCGCUGAGAUCUAUGAGGCCAACCGAAUCGCCGCUGCCAAAGUGAAACGCGACGCACGCAAAUCACAGCCACGCCCAGUCCGCAACGCCGACGCACAACCGCUUCCAACGCGUCCUCGGUGUCAACGGACAUUCCGGGCUCGCAUCGGACUUGUUGGACAUCUUCGGAUCAACUGUACCUCUCGGACCACACCAUCAGCCGUCCCUCCACCCGCCUCUUCCUCGUCCUCUCCGCCGCCAACUAACUCUGACAAUUCUUCUGAACCACUUCCAUCCUCCUCCUCCUCCUCUUCUUCCUCCCCCUCCUCCUCCUCCUCCUCUCCCCCCGCCUCUUCCUCCUCCUGUCCCACUGCACCAACCCCAGCCGCUCUGGUGGCCGUCACUCACACCACCAUCACACACAUCCAUGGCACAACAACAGACACCAUCCCUCCAACCUCCGACUCCAGGGGUGAGGACCAGGACUACACCUGCCCUCACUGCGACCGCACCUUCACCUCACAUAUCGGCCUAGUCAGUCAUUUGCGAAUCCAUCGCACAGAGGCUGGCGAACCAGUGCCUGGAGCACCAACCCAUAUCCACCAAACUCACCUCAACUGCCCACACUACCCUCACACUUUCACGCAUCGCAUGGGCCUACUCGGCCACAUGCGCAUCCACGACGACCUGCGGUAG